Molecule: messenger RNA, 1104 nt
Organism: Thalassophryne amazonica
Lineage: Eukaryota; Metazoa; Chordata; Actinopteri; Batrachoidiformes; Batrachoididae
Gene: tatdn2
Product: TatD DNase domain containing 2
Exons: 5
Molecular function (GO): hydrolase activity, acting on ester bonds
Source: RefSeq, a predicted model, not a curated record
AAAUCAGAUGCAUUGUCCGUGUGCACGAAGAAAGAAGCCAAAGCGGGGCUGUCGAACCCCACGAGACCAUCAUCCAGAAGGGUUUUCAUAAAAAGGGAAGAUGCUCAUUCUGUGAAGUCAUCACAAAACAAACUAUCUGCUAAUCACUCAUCCUGUGUCCCAUCGACCUCCCCGUGCUGCAUGACAGCUGAACAGUGUUUCCCUUCCAGCCCAGAAGCCUUCAUUUCUUCCCCCGUCUCCUUCAAAAGGAGCCUGCCGCUAGACUCCAGUGACGUCUCCCCGAGUGACCAGUUUGGCUUCAUAGACUCUCACUGUCAUCUGGACAUGCUGUUUGCUAAGCUGAGGUACAGCGGGACAUUCCAAAGCUUUCGGAAUCGCUACAGGAGCAGCUUUCCUGCCAAAUUCCAGGGCUGUAUUACAAAUUUUUGUAAUCCACGCCUCAUGGUGAGGGACGGUUUGUGGGAAGAUCUGCUGGGUGAAGAGUAUGUUUGGGGAGCUUUUGGGUGCCACCCCCACUUUGCCCAUGAGUACACACCAGCCCGCGAGCGGAGCAUCCUGCAGGCCAUGCAGCAUCCAAAAGCUGUGGCGUUUGGCGAGAUGGGCCUGGACUACUCGCACAAAAACUCCACUGCUGUCUCUCAACAGAAACGGGUUUUUGAGACUCAGCUGCGUCUGGCUGUGUCCAUGAACAAGCCUUUGCUGAUCCACUGCAGGGACGCAGAUGAUGACCUGCUGGAAAUCAUGAGGAAGUGCGUCCCCAGAGAUUACAAAAUCCACAGGCACUGCUUCACCAACAGUUAUCCUGUCAUCGAGCCCUUCCUCACUGAGUUCCCCAAUCUGUAUGUUGGAUUCACAGCUGUCGUCUCGUACCCGAACGCUGCUGAUGCCCGAGAUGCAGUUUGCAAGAUUCCUCUCAGCAGGAUCGUGCUGGAGACAGACGCACCGUAUUUCCGCCCUAGACAGGUACACAGAGAUCUGUGUCAGUUUGCACAUCCUGGAAUGGCCAUCCACACGCUGCAGGAGAUCAGCCUGCUGAAGGGAGACGACAUGGCCACAGUGCUCGGGACCAUCCGUCGGAACACCACUCAGCUCUACGGCAUAUGA